UUUGGAGAGCGUCAUGCCACUACGGGAGCAGAAGAUGCUCGGUGUGUUCCUUAGACUAUCACCGCCGAGGUUUUCUGGGGCAGUGGGGGAGGAUGCCCACGAGUUUCUAGUUACUUGCCGCGAGCGGCUACAGACUUUGGGUUUAGUGGAGUCGAGAGGGGCAGACUUCACCGCUUACCAGUUAGACGGUCCCGCCAGGCAGUGGUGGCGUACAUACUUAGAGACCAGGCCAGCUGGGUCUCCACCGGUCACAUGGACUGAGUUUUCAGAGGCCUUCUUGGCCCGAUUUAUUCCCAGGAGCAUCAGAGAUCAGCUCAGAGAUCAGUUUGCUCGGUUAGAGCAGGGCUCCAUGACAGUAUCAGAGUAUGAGGCCCGAUUCCACGAGCUCUCCAGGCAUGCCGCCAUGAUAUUACCUACU
Messenger RNA from Solanum stenotomum, 418 nucleotides. RefSeq lists its product as uncharacterized. The record is from RefSeq and is a predicted model, not a curated record. Lineage: Eukaryota; Viridiplantae; Streptophyta; Magnoliopsida; Solanales; Solanaceae. The annotation marks the transcript as partial. The transcript has a single exon.